Molecule: messenger RNA, 1252 nt
Organism: Drosophila miranda
Lineage: Eukaryota; Metazoa; Arthropoda; Insecta; Diptera; Drosophilidae
Product: phenoloxidase-activating factor 2-like
Exons: 2
Coding region: 191-1237 (348 amino acids)
Biological process (GO): proteolysis
Molecular function (GO): serine-type endopeptidase activity
Source: RefSeq, a predicted model, not a curated record
UCAAGAAUUUCCAUACUUUUCGUGGAAACAGAUUCCAGAAUUGUUUCGUAUUAUUCCGUAGGUCAGGUCUAGGUUGAGGUUGAAGUUGAGUUUGAAGAUUUUUAAGCUUAGAACUGAUAACGGCCCGCAAAUAAAUACACCAUUGCAGCAACUGGGAAUUUAGUAGGAGCUAUCUAUUCUCAAACAAACAAUGUCGAAACAGUGGGCUUUAGGAGCUAUUCUUUUGAGCUGCGCUCUACUGGGGCGAGGCGAUCCUGUCACUCCUUGUGGCGAUCAGCAAAUUUGUGUCUCUAAAGACCGCUGCUUAGCUCAAAUGGGACAAUACCGAUCGGCCGUGUGCCAAGCCUCAGAAGUUUGCUGCGACAUUUCGCAGGUGGACGAGUCAGUUGAUGUGACUGAAGGACCUUCGGAUGCUGAAGACCUAUGCGGCAUGAGCAAUCCAAGCGGACUGGAGGCGAACGCCAAUGCAUCUGAAGAUCAGGCGAAGUUUGGAGAAUUCCCGUGGACGAUUGCUCUGUUCCAUAAAGGGCAAUACUUCGGCGGUGGCUCUCUGGUUAGCCAGAAUGCUGUCCUCAUGGCAGCCCACCUCCUGGCGGAUAAGUCACAAGCCGAUAUUGUAGUCAGAGCUGGCGAUUGGGACUUGUCAAGCACGGAGGAGAGCACUCCGCAUGAAGAGCGCCAAGUUUCGAGGGUUGUGAAACAUGAGAACUUCGAUGUGAAAACUGGAUCCAACAACCUGGCACUCCUCUUCCUUGAGAGCCCGUUCCCCAGGACAGCACACAUCAGGCCCAUUUGUUUGGCCACCGCAGAGAGGUCCAUUGAUGCGCGCUGCUUUGUCGCCAGUUGGGGAAAAAAGGCAUACCCGGAUGUUGAGUAUUCGAGCAUACUGAAGAAAAUUGAGCUGCCCAUCGUGGACAGGGCUACGUGCCAGAAUCAGUUGAGGAAGACCAGACUGGGCAGAUCCUUCGUCUUGGCCCCUAGCUUCGUUUGCGCAGGUGGAGAGAAGGGUAAGGAUGCCUGCCAGGGCGAUGGCGGCUCCGCGCUGUUCUGUCCCAGGACCGAUGACACCUCUCGCUACGAGCAGGUCGGCAUUGUCAACUGGGGAAUCGAGUGUGGAAAAGAAAACGUACCGGCUGUCUACACAGACGUCACCAAAUUCCUGCCGUGGAUUGAGCAGCAGCUGAAGCAGGGCUCUAACGAAUUAAUGGGUAGCUAUAGAAUGUUGAUUCAUUAUUGAAUGACAGAAUUUGAA